AUGGCCGGAUCAGCCGCGGGUGAACCCGGCGAGAAGUUGCCGAAGCAAGGCACCAGAGUCGUCCCCAAAGGAAGACCAGUCCGUCAUGAUGGUGAAGAGAAUGCUCACACCUGGGGCUUCUCAGACACUCAGUACCAGAUCAGCAAAGAUGGACACUUGGAAAUUUCCGGCACUCGCUAUUCAACUAGUGGAUCGAAGUUUCCUGCACUGCUACCAUGGAUGGAAAAUAUCAUGCAGAUGAAGGUUCCACGAGAGCAGCUCCAGCCUCGACGCCCUGCAGAGACAGACUUGCCCUCGCCGAUUCGCAAUGAAGAAUUUCUUCUCGCCAUUGGGAAGCAUUUGGACCAGAGUCAAAUUUCCAAAGAUCCGUUAGUGCGACUACGGCAUUGCCAUGGCCACUCACUCGAAGACAUGUGCCAGGUGAACUACGGCGGUUCUAUCCACCGCAUCCCCGACCUCGUUCUGUACCCGGAGAACACGGAGCAGACCUUGGCUAUUGUUCAAUGCGCUAGAGACAAAGGUGUUUGCAUACUCCCUUUCGGAGGAGGAACAAAUGUUAGUCAAGCUCUAGCGUGCUCAGAAACGGAGCAACGUACCAUCGCAGCAGUCAGCACCAAACGAAUGAACCGCGUUCUGUGGGUUGAUAUAGAGAACAAUCUUGCUUGCAUAGAGGCUGGAGCUGUGGGUAGACAUAUUACUACCGAUUUGGCCGCAUGUGGAAUGACACUGGGCCAUGAACCAGACAGCGUCGAGUUCUCUACUCUUGGUGGAUGGAUAGCUACCAAAGCUAGCGGGAUGAAGAAGAACCGCUACGGGAACAUCGAGGAAAUUGUGUUAGAUAUCGAGGUCGCUACCCCUGAUGGCUUGUUUAAACAUGUCGGGACCGAUAUCUGGCCUCGGCAAUCUACCCGCAUGGAUAUCAGACAUCUUGUAUUUGGCUCUGAAGGCGCGAUGGGGAUAAUCACGUCGGCAGUAGUCAAGAUAUUCCCUCUUCCGGCGGUCAGAAAAUAUGGCUCUAUCUUGUUUCCUUCAUUUGAAGCAGGGUAUCGAUUCAUGAAUGACCUAUCGAGAACGGGCGAUAUGCUGCCAGCCAGUGUCCGUCUCGUUGACAACACCCAGUUCCAAUUCAGCAUAGCCCUCAAGCCUCCAACAACAGGCAUACGAGCUUUAAAGAGUCGCAUUGAAAAGGCGUACGUCACUCGCGUCCGAAAAUUCGACCCACAGCAGAUGGUCGCAUGCACAUUAUUGUUCGAAGGGAGCAGCAGGCAGGUAGGUACGCAGCAGGCUACUGUGUCUCGACUGUUACGGAAACAUGGGGGAAUGAAGGCAGGCUCUGCGAACGGGGAGCGUGGAUACGACAUGACAUUCGCUAUUGCUUACAUCCGCGACUUUGCCAUGACACUGGGCAUUCUUGCCGAGUCUUUUGAAACCUCGUGUGCUUGGAGUGACGCACCAGAGAUAUGUCGGCGUGUCAAAAAGCGGAUUUUCGAAGAGCAUUCUGCCGCCGGCCUCCCUGGAAAGCCGUUUGUCAGCUCUCGGAUUAGCCAAGUCUACCAUACGGGGGUCUGCAUUUACUUCUAUCUUGCAAUAUUUGUGGGUGAUGACAUCAAGGGUGGUACUGAGAAGUUUUCCUCUUUGGAGGAAGCUGUCCGAGACGAAAUCUUACUCAACGGAGGAUCGCUCUCACACCAUCAUGGUGUUGGCAUGCUACGCCGGAAGUAUCUGCCAAGGGUGCUAUCACCAACCGCACUUGGCCAACUGCAUCGGAUCAAGGUAGCUCAAGACCCUGGCGGCCUGUUCCCUGGUGGUCUUUCAGGCCUAGAACAUGUGUAG
This is a messenger RNA of Clonostachys rhizophaga, 1833 nucleotides long. The record is from the annotation of a GenBank genome assembly. NCBI's taxonomy places the organism in Eukaryota, Fungi, Ascomycota, Sordariomycetes, Hypocreales, Bionectriaceae.